GCUCGUUAUUCUCCAAAUGUAGCACAUGCAGAAACGCCUGAUGAGGAAGCUGAAGCCGCGGAUAGAUUAACACCUUUAAGAUCGGAAAUGCGUUCGCUUUCUUCUGGAGGCUGGGGAGGAGGGUCUUCUAGUCCGAGAAUGUCUCAAAGAUCGCUCAUAUUUCGCACACAUGUAGGCGAUACUCUUGAAGAGGAAGACGAUGAAUAUUUGGAUAAUAAUUUCCAAGGAGGGCUUUUGGAUAGUGAUAGAUUAAAACAACACAACAGGCAUCAUUUACCUAUUUUAUCAGCAGAUAAUAUUGUUGAUGAAGAUGUUUCUCCCUCCUCUCCUUCUUCCUCUUCUAAUUCCGACGGGGGAAGAACAUAUGAAAUGAGUGAAGAGGAAAGCUCUGAAUUUUUCGAGUUAAGUGCCCCGUUACAAGACGCACUCGAAACAAUUAACGAUCACUUAAUGCAAGAGGCAAUGAAAACAUCAUUAAAAAUGGGGGAGAAAAGUGAAAAACAACAACAAGAACAACAACCAAAAAACAAUCAACUUGAAUGGGCUUAUAAAUAUGCACAACAUGAGUGGCUUAAAAUGGCAACAAAAAAGAACACGAAUGCCGAGGCUGUCGAACAAUUCAUUGAUGCCCUCGAGUCUUACUCUACACAAUUAAUGGAUACGGUAAUUAACAUAACUGACCAAAACGGAAAUACAGCCCUCCAUUAUGCUGUUUCUAACGAAAAUUUUGAUGUAAUAUCUGUCCUUCUUGACUCUAAAGUUUGUCGAAUUGAUCAAAUGAACACUGCUGGAUAUUCAACUUUAAUGUUGGGUGCUUUGUGUGAAUUGAGGAAUGAAACAGAGUCUGCUAUUAUGCAAAGAUUGUUUCAUAUGGGGAAUGUUAAUGCUAAAGCUGUUAAGCACGCUCAAACCGCCCUAAUGUUAGCUGCUUCACAUGGACGUAUUGAAGCAACAAAUUUAUUGCUUAAAUGUGGGGCUGAUGUUAACAUUCAAGAUGUAGACGGUUCCACAGCAUUAAUGUGUGCUGCAGAACAUGGACAAAAAGAAAUUGUUAAAAUUUUGUUAAAACAGCCAAAUAUAGAUGCUUCACUUAAUGACUGCGACAACCAAACAGCACUUUCUAUAGCCGUCGAAAAUCAUUAUAGAGAUAUUGGCGUUUUAAUUUAUGCACACUUAAAUUUUAGUAGAUCAACUGAAGUUGCUUCUACUUCUAAUUCAAGUUCAACUUUAACAACACAGACUUGA
Meloidogyne enterolobii is the source of this 1245-nucleotide messenger RNA. The record is from the annotation of a GenBank genome assembly. Lineage: Eukaryota; Metazoa; Nematoda; Chromadorea; Rhabditida; Meloidogynidae.